GCAGUGGGAGAAGAGCCUCACAGCAUGGAUGGCAGGAGGCUUGGCAGCCUCACAGGAUGUCUGCAAAUACCUUUCACUUAUGCAGUUUGACAGUGCAGUGGUGCAUGGAGACAGUGUCUUGGGCCUGGCACCCACAGCCACUUAGGAAGUUGGAGUCCUGGAGAGGAGAACACAGAACGUGGACAACUAGCUGUCAAAUUGCAGUAAAAAGUUGGUUCAGGAAAAGUGGAAGCAACCCAGAUAUCUACAAAUUGGUCACAUUUCAAAGGCCAGAUCUUUCCCAGGGCUUAAGCUGUUCCUUGGAUACUUUUGCUGAUGGUUUACGCAUCUUCUUCCCACAUUAUAUUGUAACUUUCUUAUGA
Messenger RNA from Rhinopithecus roxellana (golden snub-nosed monkey), 362 nucleotides. RefSeq lists its product as uncharacterized. NCBI's taxonomy places the organism in Eukaryota, Metazoa, Chordata, Mammalia, Primates, Cercopithecidae. The record is from RefSeq and is a predicted model, not a curated record. Bases 57 to 362 code for a protein of 101 amino acids. The transcript has 4 exons.